Malurus melanocephalus (red-backed fairy wren) is the source of this 2142-nucleotide messenger RNA. It is a transcript of the gene MFSD2B, whose product is annotated as MFSD2 lysolipid transporter B, sphingolipid. The transcript has 14 exons. Gene Ontology annotation, cellular component: membrane. Gene Ontology annotation, molecular function: sphingolipid intramembrane carrier activity; symporter activity. Gene Ontology annotation, biological process: carbohydrate transport. The record is from RefSeq and is a predicted model, not a curated record. The coding region runs from base 218 to 1741 and encodes 507 amino acids. NCBI's taxonomy places the organism in Eukaryota, Metazoa, Chordata, Aves, Passeriformes, Maluridae.
CCCCCGAAGGUGCCGGGGAAGGACGGGGGACGCCGGUUCUGGGGGCUCGGCGGGGUGAGGGAAUCUCCUCUCCCGGGCCGGGAGAGCAGUGCCGGCGCCUUUGCCCCUCCAGGGCGCUGGGAAAGGGYAGCGAGGACACCGCCCGCUCUCCCUCAGCUCCGCUCCGCCGCCCCGCCCCGGGCGCGCAGGUGUCGGACGGUGGGAUGUCCGCGGUGCCAUGGCGGGGGCUGCGAGGGACACCCCGGCGGGCGAGCAGGAGGAAUACAGGCUCUCCAUGUGUAGCAAACUCUGCUAUGCUAUAGGAGGGGCCCCGAACCAAGUGGCAGGGAGUGCUGCUUCUUUCUUCCUGCAGAUCUACCUGCUGGACAUAGCCCAUAUUACUCCAUUUCACGCCUCUUUGGUGCUGUUCAUUGGCAAAGCCUCAGGUGCAGUUACYGACCCUGUUGCUGGCUUUUUUAUUAGCAAAAGUAGAUGGACAAAAAUCGGCCGGCUCAUGCCUUGGGUGCUGGCAUGCACACCCUUCACGAUAGUGUCCUAUUUUUUUAUGUGGUACCUGCCUCCAUUUGCAUCAGGAAGAGUUGCUUGGUACCUGACUUUCCACUGCCUUUUCCAAGCACUGACCACAUUAUUCCAAGUACCAUACUCUGCUCUCACUAUGUUUCUCAGCACGGACCAGAAGGACAGAGAUUCUGCAACAGCAUAUCGCAUGACCAUGGAAGUGCUUGGGACCUUGAUUGGAGCUUCACUUCAGGGACAGAUUGUGGCCAGUGCUCAUGUCUCUCCCCACUGCACUGUGAAUCCCUCAGCAAACACCACUGACUCCUGGCAUGACACUUCCAGCAUCCCAGACCCCGCAGAUCCCCUGUCUCAUCAAGCAAAAGUUUACAUGAUUGCAGCAGGGGUCAUAGUGGGUGUGUAUCUUCUUGGGAUUGUCGUUCUUUUUCUUGGAGUAAAGGAAAGGGAUGAUCCUUAUGCCUUAAAUUCAGACAGAGCAAUUCCUUUCUGUAAGGGGCUCGCACUCACCAUGAAGCACGGUCCAUAUGUGAAGCUUACAGCUUCAUUUCUUCUCAUCUCGACAGCAGUUCAGCUGGAGCAGGGCAACUUUGUCCUGUUCUGCACUCACGCUGCCGGCCUCCGCAAUCACUUCCAAUAUUUGGUGGUGACCAUCUUGGUAUCAGCAGCCGUGAGCGUUCCCUUCUGGCAGAAGUUUCUGCAGAGAUUUGGCAAGAAGUGUGCAGCAUGUGGGAUUUCGUGGAUGAUUCCUUUUGCAGUCAUGCUGGUGACCAUUCCAAACCUGACCCUGGCUUAUUUCGUGGCCUUCAUCUCUGGUCURAGCAUUGCAGCAUCUCUUCUGUUACCAUGGUCAAUGCUGCCUGAUGUUGUUGAUAACUUUCGCCUGCAGAAUCCCCAUGGAAAAGGACAGGAAACCAUUUUCUAUUCUUCUUAUGUAUUUUUUACCAAGAUGUCAGCAGGAAUUGGCUUAGGAAUUUCUGCAGCAGGGCUGGAGUUUACUGGAUACAAGCCAGGGAUAUGCAGACAGUCAGAUGAUGUGAUCCUCACUCUGAAACUCCUMAUUGGAGCAGUCCCUGCUGUUCUCAUCCUUUUGGGUUUAUUUAUACUCCUUUUCUACCCAAUCACYGAAGAAAGUCGGAAAGAAACAAAGCUUGCCCUUGAAGAGUUAAGGAGGAGCCACCAAAGCACAGAGAACUUGGACAGGCACAGAAAGGACACCUCUGUCUGAAAGCUCUGAGCACAGUGGCUUUCCAAAAACAGACUCACAUCCCACCAACAAACCCUGUGAGAGUUUUCCAUCCCACCAACAGACCCUGUGAGAGGUCAUUUCUCUGCUCACAGUUAUCAAAAAGGACAAAGGAUGAUUCUAACAGAAAGCAUCGUGCAAAUUUACACCUAACUCUUUGCAAUGUGCUAAAAAAAACAUUACAGAUGUUCAGAAGUGCAAGCUGUUGAAGGCUUGGUUUUUUGUUUUUUUUUGUUUGUUUUUCAAUGAUUAGUGGGAAGCUGUGAUCUUGUUGCAUGGAGGAUUUUAUGCAUUUAUAGGUCAAGACCGGAAAAAAGCGUAAAUGUGACCAUAGAAUUUUUGAAUGUWCUGAACUGGAGAAGACUCACAAGGSUYAUUGAGUC